GUUUAGCGCCCUUGGCACGCCUGAGCUAUUAUUUUACAAGAGGUUUGAUGACGAACUUUGGGUUUUGUGACUGGAGGGAUCCAAUUUGAGAAUACAAGUUAGCUGCCCCAACCAUAGAAGUCCAGGCUGGCCCAGAAGUACAAGAUGGCAGUGGUGCCACUGGCAGCAAAGGAGGCACCUGGGACAACAGCCACACCCCAGCUGUUGUCUGAAGAGGACCUGCCUUGGGAUGCUGACCUAUUCCAGGACGCUUGCCGAGGGGAUUUUUGGCAAUCCAAGCCUGUUGAGCAUGUGACAGGGCCCUGGGGUGGAAUGACGGAGACAACGAAGGUAGGGAAGGUCAGCAAUGAGGUGAGAGGGGGCAGGGAGUGUCCAAAGACCUUUUUGAGACACCCGAUGUGGGGAGCCUGUCAGUAUUUUCCUGGUCUGCAGCUCGGGGUGAGUGACACUGCGGAGCUUCCGUUCCUGGAUCCCAUGCCGCAGGAACAGGCACUGGGUGCGAAGCACAUGGAAGAUCUAAAGGAAAAGAUGGAGAAGAAGCAGAAGCAGAAGCAGAAGCACACAUAUGAGGGGAAACCUGAGCAGGAGACACAUGCCAAGGACCCUGCCCCACUGCGGCAGUGUUUGGGCCCUGGCUGUGUCUAUCCCACCCGGCCAGGUUCCAAGUACUGCUCGGAUGACUGUGGCAUGAAGCUGGCAGCUGACCGCAUCCGUGAGAUCCUGCCCCAGCGCAUCCAGCAGUGGCAGAGAAGCCCCUGCAUUGCUAAUGAGCAUGGCAAGAAAAUGCUCGAACGCAUCCACCGUGAGCAGCAGGACACCUACACCCGCCUGAAGAACUUGGAGUGCCAGUUCCAUGAACUUGAGGCCAUCAUUCUUCGUGGCAAGCAACAGGCUGUGUGCAAGGAUGUGGAGAGCAACAAAGGUGACAAGGACAGAGUAGACCUGAAGAUCUUCUGUGUCUCCUGUGGGCAACCCAUCAAUAUGCGCAUGGCCCUGCGCCACAUGGAACGCUGUUUUGCCAAGUAUGAGUGCCGAUCGACCUUUGGGUCCCUGUACCCUACUUGCAUUGAGGGGACCACUCGGCUCUUCUGUGAUGUCUAUGACCCACAGAGCAAGAGGUACUGCAAACGGCUUCAAGUGCUGUGCCCUGAGCACUCUCGGGACCCCAAGGUACCAAAUGAUGAGGUGUGUGGCUGCCCACUAGUGCACAAUGUCUUUGAGUUCACGGGUAAUUUCUGUUGCCUCCCCAAACACCUGUGUGACCGCCACUACUGCUGGGAGAAGCUGCGGCGUGCUGAGGUGGACCUGGAGCGUGUGCGCGCGUUGCACAAGUUGGAAGAGCUGUUUGAACAGGAGCAAAAGGUACGCACGGCUAUGACCAACCGGGCGGGGCUGCUGGCCCUGAUGCUUCAUCAGACGACACAGCACGACCCACUCACCACUGACUUGCGCUCCAGGCCAGAGAGCUGAGGCCUGCCCCACCUAGGUCUGGUGUUGCACACCCAAGAAUGCCCCACAUGCCUGUUGCUCCAUCCACCUUUUUCUCAGGGCAUCUUGGAGUUUCCCUCUGUGCUUCUCUGUCCACCACUUGGUCUCCUGUCCCUCUGUCUACCUGCCCUCGAAGAAGGGAUGUCCAGAAAUUCCCUGUUCCCAUCCGUCCCUCCAUCCUUCUUUCUUCCCUGAUCCUGGGAGAGACCAGGAGAUCUGCUAUGCCCUCAUCUCCACUGUCCACAGUUGUUAAUGAAUUUUGCAAGAAUAAGGUUUUUGAUAUGUUCUGAUGUUCCCUAAACCUAGCUCUCUGGCUGCAAACCCAAUUUCAAACCUCCAAUAGUGGCAGGUGACAGUGCAGCUGUACUUAGGAGGGCAAUGCACAUGCAGGGCUGGGUGUGAGCUGAUGCCUACUCAGUGCUCAGUGAGUCCUCCUCUGUCAGGGGAGCCAGUGAGCCUUGUUCCCCACAGACCACCAUCUGGGCCAUCAGGUAUGUAAUUGACACCAGAUUAUUCCACAGCCAAUUUGCCCACUCCUGUGUAAUUGUUAAUAUGCCCCAGGCCAGAGAUGUUGGAAAAAUGUUGAAAUAAAUGGUUAAGCCUCCCUUUUAGCAUAACUCUUAGGAAGACUGGGGAUAGGGGAGCAUGGGACAGUCCUCCCUGAUGUUUCUACUUUGGGACACUGAGGAGAAUUCAGAGUGGUACCAUUUUCCCUGCCUUGCCAUCUUGUUCCACCCCUGGCCAUCCCACAAGGUCCCAGCCCUGUCUGUCAGCCUCGGCUUCUUCCAGUCCCUUCCAGGUCUAAACUACUCAUCACGUCUUGGCUGCCUCCCUGCACCACCCUUCUCUGGAUCUGCCCUGUCCUCUCCAGCCUGCCUGUUCAUUGAUUCCCCGUGGUGUCACACUCAUUUCACACCCAUAGGCUUGCUAGAAGAGGACUGGGACCUCUGCUGCAUCUGCCUUGUCAGCCCCUGGCCAGGCCUCCUAUGCCAGUGGAGCAGUAGCGCUGCGUGUGGGUACUGGUAUGUCUCAAAUGCUAGACUUGAACUACUUUUCCUGUUUUUUUCCCUAUGCUCACUGAUCCCUUAUGAAUUUUUUGAUCAGUUUUCAUACUCUUUUCCCAGGAGCUCACAUGUUUUCCCAGAAUAUUUCAGUAUGUUGCU
Molecule: messenger RNA, 2651 nt
Organism: Microcebus murinus (gray mouse lemur)
Lineage: Eukaryota; Metazoa; Chordata; Mammalia; Primates; Cheirogaleidae
Source: RefSeq, a predicted model, not a curated record